This is a messenger RNA of Vitis riparia (riverbank grape), 1443 nucleotides long. RefSeq names its product adenosine kinase 2. Bases 194 to 1219 code for a protein of 341 amino acids. Lineage: Eukaryota; Viridiplantae; Streptophyta; Magnoliopsida; Vitales; Vitaceae. Gene Ontology annotation, cellular component: nucleus; cytosol. The transcript has 12 exons. Gene Ontology annotation, biological process: purine ribonucleoside salvage. Gene Ontology annotation, molecular function: adenosine kinase activity. The record is from RefSeq and is a predicted model, not a curated record.
AAAUAUCGCCCAUAAAUUCCGAUUUUUCAAUCCAGUGGGGGAAGUUGGGGUUGGUGACGCAGCGACCCCUUACCAACAUUUCACCGAUAAAUACCCCUUACAGAUCGCAUUUCCAACUACCACUGCCUCCUUUCCUCCUUUUCCUCUAUUCGGCCACUCUCGCCUCGUGCCAACCCCCUCUUGGAUCUCUUCAAUGGCUUACGAAGGAAUCCUCCUGGGCAUGGGCAACCCCCUUCUCGACAUUUCUUCUGUCGUCGACGAAGAAUUCCUUCAAAGAUAUGACAUCAAGUUGAAUAAUGCUAUUCUUGCUGAGGACAAACACUUGCCCAUGUACGAUGAAAUGGCUAGCAAGUAUAAUGUGGAGUAUAUUGCUGGAGGUGCUACUCAAAAUUCGAUUAGAGUUUGCCAGUGGAUGCUUCAAAUCCCUGGAGCAACAAGCUAUAUGGGAUGCAUUGGAAAGGACAAGUUUGGGGAGGAAAUGAAGAAAAACUCAAAACUUGCUGGUGUUAACGUUCACUAUCGUGAGGAUGAGACUGCACCAACUGGUACAUGUGCAGUUUGCGUUGUUGGUGGUGAGAGGUCACUCAUUGCCAACUUAUCGGCUGCAAAUUGCUACAAGUCUGAACACUUGAAGAGGCCUGAAAACUGGGCAUUAGUUGAAAAGGCCAAAUAUUUCUAUAUUGCUGGUUUUUUCCUGACUGUGUCCCCUGAAUCAAUUCUACUCGUAGCUGAACAUGCAGCUGCAAACAAUAAGGUCUUCAUGAUGAACCUUUCUGCUCCAUUCAUCUGUGAAUUCUUCAAGGAUCAACAGGAGAAAGCUCUACCGUACAUGGAUUAUGUAUUUGGGAAUGAAACGGAAGCAAGAACCUUUUCCAGGGUUCAUGGCUGGGAGACUGAUAACGUUGAGGAGAUUGCAAUAAAAAUAUCUCAAUGGCCAAAAGCAUCAGGGACACACAAGAGAAUUACUGUGAUCACUCAAGGUGCAGAUCCUGUUGUAGUUGCAGAGGAUGGAAAAGUGAAGUCAUUCCCUGUGAUCUUGCUGCCCAAGGAGAAGCUGGUUGAUACCAAUGGAGCAGGGGAUGCAUUCGUUGGAGGUUUUUUGUCUCAGUUGGUUCAAGAGAAGCCUAUUGAAGAAUGUGUGAGAGCUGGUUGCUAUGCUUCACAUGUUAUAAUCCAAAGGUCUGGCUGCACCUACCCAGAGAAGCCCGACUUCAGUUAGAAUUAUCUCUCACCCGGGAUCUUCUCCAUUUCACAAGUAAUAAUAGUAGAGUUAUUUUUCCUGUGGCGGGUUCUACUCCCUGCCCAAUGAUCAUGCAUCGUGCAUUAUUAGCUCCUGGAUCCAUUUAUUGGGUGUAGGUUGCUUUUGUUUUCCUGAAUUUUUACUUUGUACUCAUUCCGAGUUUUCAUAUAAAUCCUCUAUAAAUUGGUUGAGUUAUUUCCUUG